Leptomonas pyrrhocoris is the source of this 1517-nucleotide messenger RNA. Its product is annotated as putative multi-pass transmembrane protein. The coding region runs from base 192 to 1517 and encodes 441 amino acids. The transcript has a single exon. NCBI's taxonomy places the organism in Eukaryota, Euglenozoa, Kinetoplastea, Trypanosomatida, Trypanosomatidae. The record is from RefSeq and is a predicted model, not a curated record.
GAUCUUGCAGAGCACAACGAAGAAGGCGUUGCGUCUUCCUGCGUUUACAACUCUAUUAUUAUUAUUAUUAUUACUGUACGAAGGGCAGUCAUUCCAUACCGACUGCCUUUUAUAUUUGUUAAAGCUACAAUUGGCUACUUCCACUCCUAGAAGAAAAAUAAGGCAAAGGGACUUUCUUGUCGAGUGUCGGCAUGCGUCCGUCAAUCAAAGCCGCUACGGCGGCUCUGCUGUUGCUGGGCGGCUGCCUCCUCGCCUUUUGUUGUCCUACGGUGCAGGCGAUCGCGCCGGACGACGCACCGGUGGUGCUGCACGCCAGCCUGGUCAACCUCCUCAACGCAGAGAAGUCGCAGUGGUCCGUGGCACUGGGCAGUCGCGUGCCCUCGUCGGCAAGUGAAAACAGCGCCGCAGCAGCAGCGGCACCGGAGACCGUGGCGUGGACAGACAUGCGUGAGACGUGGGUCGAGGGUCAGCCGCUGGAGAGCGCUGCUUCUCUGCUCUUUGCCCUGCCCCCGCCCGGCACUUCGUACUACCGAACGGAGGACGUGGAGGACGUAGAGGAAGAAGGGCAGCCGACCAUGGAUGGUACGGUGCUGAUAGCGGAAGAGAAGGGGAAUGUGCACGAUGACAACGUGUUGCUGCGUGCGCAGCGCCGGCGGCUCUUCGGACGCCCUGGCUUCUCCUUUCACGGCCUCGCCUGUGAAGAGUAUGGGCCGGCAGAGCGCAGCCCACGCAGUGGACACGCAGGGCUGCAUGGUCGCUGCUACCUGGCGCGUGACAGCGGAGAAGGUUUCUUCUUUAACUACCGCGUGGAGUCACCGCAAAUGGAAGCGGCGGUGGGAAAGGAUGCCGACGGCGACGACGCGGAGGCAGAGACAACGGAGACGGCAACGACGCGACCCGCUUCGCACAGCAGCGCAGGAAGCCGCCGCCGUCGGCGGAUGCACACGGUGGAAGAGACCCCAAAACACGGCGAAAAGACGGAGGCGAGUGCUGCCGGGGCCGCUCCUCGUAGCGCUGCGCAACGCCCUCCCCAGAACUUCUCGCACACAUCGGAAGGCAGCAUGUGGACGGAGUUUGUUGUCCUGCCCGGUGCGGAGUCCGGCGUCGUCGGGACGGAGGGCGACGUUCGCGUGGGCAGCGUGCGUGUCUCGGAGCAGCUCACGAAGGCCUUCGAUGCGGAGGACUCCACUCGUGUGCAGCUGGUCUUCGCUGUGGCGUUGCGCGACGUGAAGGCCGCCAACGAUGCCCCGGUAGCCACCAUUCAGAUGCGUUUGAAGGGCGUGACGGGUGCCUUCUGUGAGCAGGCGGUGCUGCGCACCACGAUGGAGCAACUGGCCUCGCGUACGAGCUUCUUUAACCGUUGGGUGUUUCCUGUCGUGUACGUUGGCUGCCUGUACGGGCUGGUUUACGGAGUAGCGUGGCUGCAGACGAGGCGCAAGGCAUCUGCCGCGGUGAAUGCGGCGGCUCCUACGCCAGCUUCUAAUGGUGUCCCCACCGCAGCGAAGAAGCGGCAAUGA